AUGCCCUACGAUUCCGAGCACCACGAUGCCCACAGCAGCACUGGCGGACACGUCCCCCACCCGCUGCACCCGGACGAGCCCCCUGUAGCGGCGACCGAGACCGGCGGACCGGACACGUCGCCGGGUGACCUCGAGCAUCCGCACCUGUAUCGCUACGAGACCGUAUCCGGCUUCUUCCUGCAGACGGAGGGAUCGAAGCACGUCGAGUUCGAGGAUCUGCUCGAGCGUCAUUUCGGCCUCCUCGACACAUCGCCGCAGCGGUGGGCCAACUUUCGCACCCGCAUCGCCGAGCUUCAACGCAACGCGGCGCCAGGCGAGGCUUACAAGGUCCUCUUUCUCGGGCGGCAUGGGCAGGGAUGGCAUAACUUUGCCGCGGCCAAGUACGGAUACGAGGCCUGGGAGACACACUACACGUAUCAGACGACGGACGGCGAGCUGACGUGGGGCCCAGACCCCGAGCUAACGAACUUGGGUCAUGAACAGGCCCGCGCAGUCCGCCGGACGUGGGGGCGGGAAGUUGAGGCAGGCGCGCCUGUCGACGAGAUGACAUGGUUCGUAUCGCCGCUUACGCGGACAUGCCAGACCUUUCUCAACUCCUGGGAGGGGUUGUACCGCUCGCCGCAGAUCUGGGAGGAUUGGCGCGAAAUCUAUGGCUCGCACACGUGCGACAAGCGUAGUCCGCGGUCGAUCAUUGCGGCACGCUUCCCCAUGAUGGAGAUUGAAGAGAGCAUGAGCGAGCACGAUGAGCUGUGGCGACCGGAUGACCGCGAGACGGACGAGCACAUGCAGAUGCGCAUGCGACGGGCCAUGGAUCGCGUCAUGAGCGGAGACUACACCACCUAUAUCAGCGUCACGGCCCAUGCGGCCAUCCUCCGCAACCUUCUUGCCGUGCUUGGCCACCGGGCGUACCCGCUCGCGACGGGCGAGAUGAUCCCAGUUGUAAUCAAGGCCACACGCAUGAGUGGGGCGUGA
Messenger RNA from Cutaneotrichosporon oleaginosum, 972 nucleotides. RefSeq lists its product as uncharacterized. The record is from RefSeq and is a predicted model, not a curated record. Gene Ontology annotation, molecular function: phosphatase activity. Lineage: Eukaryota; Fungi; Basidiomycota; Tremellomycetes; Trichosporonales; Trichosporonaceae. Gene Ontology annotation, cellular component: cytoplasm.